CGGGAGAAGCCGAUGACCGGCCUUGCCAGCCCUGGGCUUCUGACGCCUCGUGUCUCGCCUGGCCUUCCUGGGUCCGAGGCCCCGAAGGCAGCGCGCUGAGGAGGAAGAGCCCUGAGCUGGGGUCCGGGAGACCUGGAUCUGAGGCCCAGCUCUGCCAGUAGCAAGGUGUUGUGACCUUAGGCCUCAGACUUCUGAGCUUCUAACAUUGGGGGAGCUGAAGUUACGAUCUCUGAGGGUUCCUGGUAGCAAAGAACAAAAGCCUGGAGGUGCUUGAACCCCCAGGUUGUAAUUUUGAGCCUAUGCCUGAACUUCCAAGGUGUUGAGUUGGUAUGAUUGAGUAUUUUCUCAAACUUGCCAAAUUGGAAGAACCAUUCCAAGAUGCUUGCUUGUUAUAAAACGAUACCCUGGUAUACCUGGAGAGUUGAUUCAGUAUGUCUGGGUACUGUUCAGAAUUUUAACAAGUGUCCCAAGUGAUCGGUAGGAUCUGCAAGUUUGGGAAAGGCUGGAGUCACUUAUUCUGACGUUGAGUGCAAAGCUCUGGGUGGCACAGGGAGGUGGUGGCCUAGUCACUAAACAGGAAUGUGAAUGCACAUUGCCUCACUGGGGUAGCAUCAAACCAAAACAACCCAAACCCUCGCUGUUGAAUCGAUUCUGACUCAAAGCAACCCUAUAGGAUGGAGUAGAACUGCCCCAUGCACUUCAGUCAGCUCAUUUUAAUUAAUACUCUCCUUUCUGACAAAUAAUUGUCAGUAUUCUCAGAAUUUUUUAUGCACCUAACUUAAAAGGAUUAGAUCCUUUUCUUGAACUGAAGCCCAAACUUGAACCUUAUUUUUUUCUUUUGACCACCUUCAUCCUUAUAAGGGGCCCAGUGCCUCAAGACUGGAUGUUUACGGGGUACCUGAAAAAUAAACAAGUGUAUCUUCAGAAAGUAUUGAGGCAUCUGCUUUUACGGUCUUCAGUAGCAUUUUAGAAGAGUGUGUGUGUGCAGUAGUCAGAGUUGGAGAGGUGCCUAACAAGGCCAGUGACGUGGCAAUGCCUCCUUCUACACCACCUCUUUUUAGAUGUUAAACCGGGCUCUAAGUCACAGCUUCUAAAAAUGUUGACUUAGGUGCCAGACAUUUUCUUCUUAUCGUUUUUUCAGAAAGAGAUUCACAACACCAUCACAAAACUCACAUGAUGAAAAGUAUCAUACUUUGGCUUUGAGGUACUUAAAUGAGCAUUGUCUCCCAUUUUAUUUGGAAGAUGCCUACUGAAAGUGGUGGCUCUGUGUGUUCUUUGAGGGUUAAUGUUUCAUAAAUGCAUUUUAUGAGCUCCUGCUUACCAUAAGAAUAUUACAUUUGGGGAAUAUGCAGCGCAAAGCAUUUUAGAUUCUUCUAAUUUACUGACAUAAGCCCACCAGAGUGCUGUCCAAGAUGUCGUAAAGUGCAGCUCUUAUACUGGAUGAUGCUAAUACUGAAAAUGAAGCUUCACAUCACUCCCUGGAGAGUCCUCCUUGCAGGCAUGGCUGAGGAGGAAGAACAGGUUUUAUAAGACUGUUUGGAGCAAAGGCAAAUAAACUGACCGCAGAAAAGUGGAGGCCCGGAGUUCUCUUAAGAACAUUAUUUUAUUGAGCUUUAUGUGCCAGACCCUGCUGAGUGCUUUACAUAUUUUUAUCUUCUUAUUUUCUUGUGACAGCAGCUUUGCAAAAUGUGGUAUUAUCCCUACAUUAUUGAUGAGAAAAUAAACUCAGAGAGGUUAAUAAUUUAGCCAUGGUCAUAUGGAAAAUCCAGUGUAGGCAGAACCCCUGUCCAUGCGUAUUCAAAACCAGUACUCCAUAAAAUUCUGCCCCAUGAAUGUUAUAGAAAAGGUCUAGACCUCUGGCUUUUUCUCUAGUUAAUAAGUAACCUUUGCCCCUUACUUUCUUCAUGAGGGUUUUUCUGUGAGUACAAAUCCAAGAUUGUAGUAGUCAGUGUUGGGCAGGGAGCUUGUCAUACCCUUCUGUUGUCCCAAGGGAGAACAUGUUCCAGCAUCAGUCUAGAAACAGGUCAUUUAUUUCUUAAAAUUUUAAUGCCCAGCAAUCCAUACUCCCGUCUGUGAUAUUGAGCCCAAGUUACUCACUUUAAAGAUUUGCAGUGGCUUUCCCUCAACAUUAUGCGACAGUUAAAAGCUUAAAAGCUUCAGUUCUUGAUUGUGAGCAUUUUAGGGAUUUAAAAACCAAAAUUAAAUGACUAAGGAAUGCUGCUUGUCUGACAACACUUGGCAUCUUUUUCCUGGUGGUUGGCAGUGGUGGCAGGAUAACAAAAGUCUGAUGUUCCACAUGGAAGGAACUAGAUAAAAAGCAUGAUAGAAGGAAAACGUAGUGGUUUUUCAUAGACCAAGGAGAGAUCUACUUUGGCUGGAACUAAGCUGUGUGAACAGGAGUGGUAGGAGAUAGAGGGGGAGCCAGAUUAUGGAGGGCCAGAAUCCAGAAGGCUAAGGAGUUUUGACUCUGCUGUAGCAAAGUAAACCUUUAGUAACUCCUUUAGAAGAUGAGUGACAAGGUCAAAGUUCUGUAGUAUUUAAGGAUUACUCCAGCUAACCUGGACAUGUUUUGUAGGCAAAGAGAAGAGACAUUUGAAUGUGAACAUAUUUAAAGAAGGAAGAGAGUACUGGACAUGGCUUAAAUUCAGUUCGAGUGUCUGUACAGGCAUAAUUAUCACUGAGUUAGCCACUUCUGGAGAAAUCACAAGUGUUCAGCAUAAGACUAAUCCAUGCCUGACUCCUCUAUUGCAACUUCUGUUUUAUUUAUUUGAGCCCUUUUAAGUCGGAAACUUGAUAGCAUUAAUGUUUAAGAAAGAAGAAGGAAGGAACUGAGUAGAAUCCUAUCUCCUGACCUCAUUUCAUUGUGAGCACAUUCUGUACUCACCUCAGUAUCAAGUGGAAGAGAAAGUUGACCCAUGGGGGAGAUUUUCCAUAGGUUAAAAGCCUGGGCUUUGCAUUCGGAUGGAUUCAAAUCCCAGCUCUUAACACUGGUUGUGUAACCUGGGCAAAGUCAACUUCUUCCGUUUCCUGGCUGUAAAAUGAGAAUAGUAUCUAAUUUAAAGCUGUUUUGAGGUUCCAGUGCGAUAAUGUAUGUAAAGUGCUUUAAACAAUCUGGCUAAUAGUAAAUGUUAAAGAUUAAGGCAUAGUAGCUAAUACUGAUCACUAUAGAUUCAAUAGAAUUGAAUUUUCACAUUUAUUUUAAUGAAAGAAGAAAUAACACGUAUUCAGUUUGCUAAAUUUAACUGUGUCAUCUUUUUAAAAAUUAAGCUUGCAGUUGAUUUAUGUCUGCCAAUUUAUUUGCCUUCUUUGCUGACUCAUAUUUUUGCCUAAUUAAUGUCUUGUUGUUUCAUAGUCUGUUCAAGCUGAGUCGUCUCCUAAAACAAAGAGGAAGUAAUUUUUCUGUCUCCAUCCCCCUUACUUGACUCUAAUCUCCUUUUCUUUACUCUGCAAGGUCAGGAUCCUCUCUCUGCCUUUUUUUGGGAAUGUUGGGAUCAUAACACCUUGAGGUAAUGGGUUCAUUUAUUCAGACUAAAGAGCCUGAAUAGCAUCUACAGUAAGAUUUUCUAAUGUUGUCAGCAGUGUUGGUGGGAGGUCUAUAUUCGGUUGUAAUUCUAAUCUUAUCUGAUAGUACCGAAUGGAUUGAACUGCACAUUUGUCUCUGCUCAAUCUUGAUUCUCCUUUGGCCAGUAGCUUUUAGGUCCAUCAGCACUGCAGGAAUGGCAGAUUUUGGGAUCUCAGCUGGCCAGUGUGUGAUCGUGGUCUGGGAUAGGUCAUCCCCAGUGAAGGCUCUGAAAGAUCUUGUGGGUAAGCUUCAAGCAUUGACUGGCAGUGAGGGCCGUGUGUCUGUGGAAAACAUCAACCAGCUGUUGCAAUCUGCCCACGAAGAAUCCAGCUUUGACAUUAUUUUGUCGGGUGUCAUUCCGGGAAGCACCACUCUGCACAGUGCUGAGAUUUUGGCUGAGAUGGCCCGGAUCCUUCGGCCUGGUGGAUGUCUUUUUCUGAAAGAGCCAGUAGAGACAGCUGUAGUCAACAAUAGCAAAGUAAAGACAGCAUCUAAACUGUGUUCAGCUCUGACUCUUUCUGGUCUUGUGGAAGUAAAAGAGCUGCAGCGGGAAUCCUUAAGCCCUGAGGGGAUACAGUCUGUCCAAGAACACCUGGGUUACCAAAGUGAUGGCCUGGUCUCUGUCCAGAUCACAGGCAAAAAACCAAACUUUGAAGUGGGGUCUUCUAGUCAGCUCAAGUUUUCCAUUGCCAAGAAGUCUCCUUCAGUGAAGCCUGCUGUGGACCCUGCCGCUGCCACGCUGUGGACACUCUCCGUCAAUGAUAUGGAGGAUGACAGCCUGGAUCUCAUUGACUCAGAUGAGCUGCUGGAGCCAGAAGACUUGAAGAAGCCAGACCCAGCUUCCCUGCGGGCUGCUUCAUGUGGAGAGGGGAAAAAGAGGAAGGCUUGUAAGAAUUGCACAUGUGGCCUUGCAGAAGAACUGGAAAAAGAGAAGUCAAAGGAACAGAAGAGUUCCCAACCCAAGUCGGCUUGUGGAAACUGCUAUCUGGGAGAUGCUUUCCGCUGUGCCAGCUGCCCCUACCUUGGGAUGCCGGCCUUCAAACCUGGGGAGAAGGUGCUUCUAAGCAACAGCAAUCUUCACGACGCCUAGGAAGGACCCAACACGGACAUACCUGUUCCUCCAGCCAAUUCCUGUCCCUCAAAUCCCACCGCUGUGGCUCCUCCCACCUGCUCUGGGUUUGCUUACUCUGUUUGAAACCCAGUUGUGGGGAGGGUUCUUAGCAGACAGAGUGAAACUGGGUGUAGGGGUGCAGUGGUAUGUAGUGCUGCUAUAUAUGAAAAUACCAAGGUAUAGUGGGGCCUGGUUACCCUGAGUGUGGGGGCCUGUUUCUUCACCUAAUAU
Trichechus manatus latirostris (Florida manatee) is the source of this 4904-nucleotide messenger RNA. RefSeq names its product cytokine induced apoptosis inhibitor 1 (gene CIAPIN1). The record is from RefSeq and is a predicted model, not a curated record. Gene Ontology annotation, cellular component: cytoplasm. Gene Ontology annotation, molecular function: iron-sulfur cluster binding. NCBI's taxonomy places the organism in Eukaryota, Metazoa, Chordata, Mammalia, Sirenia, Trichechidae. Bases 3567 to 4652 code for a protein of 361 amino acids. The transcript is spliced from 8 exons. Gene Ontology annotation, biological process: iron-sulfur cluster assembly.